Amoebophrya sp. A25 is the source of this 2416-nucleotide messenger RNA. NCBI's taxonomy places the organism in Eukaryota, Dinophyceae, Syndiniales, Amoebophryaceae. The record is from the annotation of a GenBank genome assembly.
AAAGAAGAAAACUGAAAUUCGAGAUAGCCUUUGAGCACGAUAAUUCUCUGUGUCAGCUGCAGAAAAAGAGUCCUCAGUCAGCUGUUGAGGGCUUAGAGUAGGACACUUCUCAGACAAGGAAUUCAUGUAUAGAACACUCUUGCGGCGACGACAAGGCAACUACUUAAGAGAAGGAGAAAUUAUACCUACUACAACUUACAAGCUUGGACGACGUAAGAAUUGUGAAUCAAUACAUCAAAAGCGAAGAAUAAAUACAUAUCAAAUGACGGAGUCGCAGCCGCCGGCCGAUGCCUCUCCUCCGGAGAGCAGUCCUCCAGCGCCUCUUCUCUUGCAUCACAAUACACGAAUUAUUGGAGAGGCACCUGCACAGAUGAAGGAAGCUCCUGCCUGCUCAACACGGGAGUCUGAAUUUUUGGCAGAGAUGGCGGCAUUGACCGGCAACUACUGUGGUAAGAGGCCCGUCCGGAAAGAGGUAGAGGUGGCGAUUUGUCGCGGAAGCAAGCACUACGACGUGCAGGGUUCAAAAAUCGUGAACACACUCGACGGCCUCUUUGGGUUCGGAAAUGUGCCAAAGACAGAGGUACUGACUGCUCUGAAGCAUUUCUUCAGCUCCUCUGUGAAAUACAAGUCCAUCAAGUAUCAACAAGCAACUAGUACAGCGAUGUGCGUUACGCCAUGAUAGCUAUUCGUUGUAUUGCUAUCAUGAUACCUAACGAACCUCACACUAGAAGUACGUAGCAGGAGUACUACUUCAUACUAGUGCUUUUAAUUCCACCAAUUCUAUGUAAGUAAAUGUAUCAAACCAGCAGGUAGCUUUUCCCUCGAUGACUGACGAGGCAGAAAACCAUGUGGGAAAACAGGGCGACAGAGUUGUUGCUCGAGACACAUGGGGUUGCGAUAAGGCUGUUGCUAUGGACAGGUUAGCGAAAGUUUUGCAGCACAAAGCAUACUGCCGAUUUCGAAAUGUCAGGGAGGCUUUCAGGCUCGUUGAUUUGGACAAGGUACAUGAUUACAUUUAAUGAAAGUAUCUUCUAGUUCUAGUACUAGUUUUUAUAAAUUUGAAUAUGCGGGUAAAUAGAUCUUGUUUUCAAAUAGGGACUAAGAGGUGCAUUUAGUCUAAGUGAGGCUCACAUUGGUAUAAUCCCUAAAGCUAAAGUGCUACCUAGAUAAUCAUCUUCUUGCUCUUCCCCAUCCACAGAAAGAUCUUCACAUCUUUCUACUCAUUAGUCCGGCCGUGUUGAUCGAAGCGAAAUGCGUGGAUUUUUUUCGCAAUUCAACCUGAGCGACGCGUCAGCGGACUUGUUCUUCGACUCUUUAGGACCCAACGAAAACGACGAAAUCGACUACGUGGUUUUCAUGAACCGCUUUGGAUCCAUCGUGCUACCAGGGGCAUAUGCAACGGAAAGUGCCACCCAAGAACAUGCCCAAGAACCACGAAAUCUAGUCUACGGUCCAGGGUGGUUGCGCAAGCUAGGAUGAACGUGCGCCUUCAGAGGUUAUGUAGGACCCUAGCGCUGUCGAAUCCACGAUUGAUGUGAAAAGACGACGAGAAGAAAAUCACUUCAUGGCUUCCUACGACGUAGACAACGCGAACACAUCAUAGUCACCACGACCACGACGUCAGCGAUUAUUCAUACAUACUACUGCUGCAACUCUUACUCUCACAAAAUAAUGCUGCUUAAGGGACUGUCUCUGUCUCUCGCUCAAAUUUGUGCAUAUUACCGCCUAAUCUUUUUAAUAUGAUCGUAUUCGUAUCAGUAGUUCAUGUUCUUACCAUAUUGAAACAAGACUAUCUAUGAAUCAUUAUUCUCCAUGUUUCGCUUUGUUCGGUACUUGUAGUACUAGUAGACGUGCUUAAGAUUAAGCUUUGUCAAUUUUCAAUUUCAUCGGAGUUAUCCUGCACGAGCACGAACAUAUUUUUAUGUUAAGCCCUGAAAAUCACUAUUAGAAAAGAAACAGGAAGCAUCAUCGCAGUAGGUAGAGCUAGUUUUGUAAAGUGGAAAUUUUGCAUUUGCACAGUCAUGUGUGAAGUGAAUAGCAGUGCCAAGUGAUAUGUUAUGCAUCAUUUUGUCCUUCUGAAACUGAAAGACUUUUUUUGAAAAUUGACUAAGCUUCCCUGGCAAGAAAGAUUUGUUUUUGUGGUGAAUUUCAUGCUUAUGAGAAUCGAAAGAAAAUGAAGGCUCCUCCUUGGCUGAAAAAGUGCCGGUUGGUGAGACACCAGGCCUACUCUGCGCAGUAAAAAAGUAUUGGUCAGUUGGACAGUCCUGGCUGCUAACUUUCAGAGUCAUCUGAUCAAGUCAUUCAGAAUUCUGGUGGGUGCUAGUCGUGCUGACAUCUCUCUCGUCAUGAUAGGAGUGCUUGCCAGGAUCAUUUUCAUUCGCGCUGUUGUCGUGAUCAGGAGUCGAUCCGUGUCAGG